Megalobrama amblycephala (Wuchang bream) is the source of this 1478-nucleotide messenger RNA. RefSeq names its product C3a anaphylatoxin chemotactic receptor. The transcript has 2 exons. The annotation marks the transcript as partial. Gene Ontology annotation, cellular component: plasma membrane. NCBI's taxonomy places the organism in Eukaryota, Metazoa, Chordata, Actinopteri, Cypriniformes, Xenocyprididae. The record is from RefSeq and is a predicted model, not a curated record. Gene Ontology annotation, molecular function: G protein-coupled receptor activity; complement receptor activity. Gene Ontology annotation, biological process: inflammatory response; phospholipase C-activating G protein-coupled receptor signaling pathway; positive regulation of cytosolic calcium ion concentration.
UGUAGAAUGACUCUUCUCCUCCACACCCACUCUGAGGUCUCAAACCACCAUGAGAACACUACAGUGGACAUCGAAGUCAUCAUGAAUGAGGUCAGCAUUGUCUUUCUCACCAUCAUCAUUCUCUUUGGCACCACUGGGAACUCUGUGGUCAUCUGGGUUGCUGGCUUCCGCAUGAAGCCCAACAUUACUAAUGUGUGGUUGGUCAACCUCGCAGUAGCUGAUUUGAUUUUUUGCCUAACACGAGUCCUCUCAGUAAUCUCAAGCCUUUUCUUUAACCACUGGCCUUUUGGGGUCUUUCUCUGCAAGUUCAAUGGCUUCUUCAAGUAUGCCAACAUGUUCUGCAGUGUUUUUCUUCUGGCUGUCAUCAGUGUGGAUCGAGUGCUCUGCGUCUGGUGCCCAGUGUUCACCAGGAAACGACGGACAUUAUUUGCCGCUCGUGUGGUCAGUGUGGGAGUUUGGAUCGUGGCGUUGAUCUUUAGUUCACCAUACUUUGUGUACCGGCAGGUCUUCCCUGGCAAGAAUAACUUGAGCCAGUGCUCACUGAAGCAAAAAGGAGCAGCAGAAGCAGGUGGCAAUUCAGCCAAGUAUGUCUAUUACUGCAUUCGUUUCAUCUGUGGAUUCCUGUUGCCCUUCAUGGUCAUCCUUAUCUGUUACAUACUAGCUGCUGUUAGGAUACGCAGAACGCGGCUCUCUGGCAAAUCGAGGCCUCUUCGGAUUCUUGCUGUACUGGUCUGUGCCUUUUUCUUAUGCUGGGCCCCCUACCACUUUCUAGGAUUGGUCAAAUUGGUGAAUGAAGACAACAAGGUGGUGAAAGUAGGAUGGAGUAUGGCUUCAAACUUAGCCUAUUUCAACAGCUGCAUUAAUCCGGUACUGUACUUCUGCAUGGGACUGGAUGUUAGUCGAUGCUGCAACCAAAGUCUGUCUGGGAUCUUUCACAGAGCUCUUAUGGAGGAAGGUCAAACCCUGUCCCAGCGGGGCACUGGGGAAGAAAGCUGUAGUUCCAUUCCAAAGACUCAGUGUGUCACUAAAGUUUAAGAGUUUUUACACUCUUUUUCUUGUUCAUUUGUCAGGUUUUUUCAUAAAUAUCUUACAGAAUGAAAAAUGAAUGUUCCUCAGUUUCUGGUCUUCUUUAAUCAGUAGUUGAAGCCUAUAUGAAAUAUUGUAAAAUUAAAAUUAAUUUAAGAUAAUGUAAUGUAUUAUAAUCUUUGAAUUUAUGCAACAGUUCAUUUUAAUUAUUGCUUAUGUUAGCCUAUGUCUAUGUUUGUUAGUUAUUAAGAUAAUGUAGAUAAGACUACCUGAGGUAGGAAGAGAAAGAGGAAAUUAUUAAGGGUCUAACAUGUGAAAAAGGACACAAUUUUAGACCAUGUCUGCAUGAAGAUUGGGGUCAUUCUGAGUUUAUUUAUAAUUCGGUUUCUUUUAUUUCUGUAAUAUUUACCUGUGCAAUAAAUGCAUGCCUAUGAAAAAAGGACACAAAAUGU